AUGGUCAAUAGGCCUGAAAAUGUGUGGAAUGAAGUAUGGCACUACUUAGCUGAGGAUGCACAAUAUAACAGGCGGUUAGCGUUGCAGGAUGAAGGUUUGUGCUUAUCUGAUGAAGAAAAGAAGAAUUUCGGAUUGAUUGAAAUAGAGCGAUUGUUACAAAUGUACAAUAAGUCUUUAAAAGACUUUCCUCAAAUGCCACUUCCAAACUUUCAGGACGCAUUUCUGGCAGACAAUCGACUGCUCUUUGAUGAACUGUCGUAUGAUCGCAAUGCAUUACAUCAUGAAAGCCAACAAAUGGAAAAGCAAUUAACUGAUGAACAAAAAGUUGUAUAUGAUACAAUCAUAAACGAUGUCUUGCAACAACAUGGUGGUAUGUAUUUCGUCUAUGGAUAUGGCGGUACAGGGAAAACAUUUGUUUGGAAGGCAAUAUCGGCAAAGAUCAGAUCCAAUGGAGACAUUGUAUUAAAUGUUGCAUCAAGUGGUAUCGCCUCAUUGCUAUUACCAGGUGGAAGAACCGCCCACUCACGGUUUGCAAUACCCAUUGUUUUGACUGAAGAUUCUACAUGCAACAUUACUCAAGGAAGCCAUCUCGCUGAACUUAUUACCCCAUGGCAAAACUAA
Ipomoea triloba (trilobed morning glory) is the source of this 621-nucleotide messenger RNA. RefSeq lists its product as uncharacterized. Gene Ontology annotation, biological process: telomere maintenance; DNA repair. The coding region runs from base 1 to 621 and encodes 206 amino acids. The transcript has 2 exons. Gene Ontology annotation, molecular function: DNA helicase activity. Lineage: Eukaryota; Viridiplantae; Streptophyta; Magnoliopsida; Solanales; Convolvulaceae. The record is from RefSeq and is a predicted model, not a curated record.